This is a messenger RNA of Aplysia californica (California sea hare), 2501 nucleotides long. RefSeq lists its product as uncharacterized. The transcript is spliced from 4 exons. Gene Ontology annotation, biological process: G protein-coupled receptor signaling pathway. Bases 1 to 1248 code for a protein of 415 amino acids. NCBI's taxonomy places the organism in Eukaryota, Metazoa, Mollusca, Gastropoda, Aplysiida, Aplysiidae. Gene Ontology annotation, cellular component: membrane. The record is from RefSeq and is a predicted model, not a curated record. Gene Ontology annotation, molecular function: peptide binding; G protein-coupled receptor activity.
AUGGGGUCGGUGGAGAAUACUAGUCAGGCUAUUGGUCCCAUCCUGAUCUGGCUUGUGGCCGUGGUCUACAACUGCCCAGAGUUAUCCAUGUUCAACCUCGUUCGUAUUCCACGAGUGAACGAGACAGAUGUGGCCUACUGCUUCCCCACUAACCCCUACACCAACAUGAGAGAUUUCUACACUGUCAACUUCGUCCUGUGGUACGUCGUGCCUCUCAGUGUGAUGACCUUUAUGUACCUGCGUAUUUCGUGCACCCUGUGGAAAGCCAGCAGACCUGGCAUUCUGAAGAACACAGAUAACAUUGGCUUGCGACAACUGUCCGUCCGGGACACCGCUGGGGCUAGACAGGAGACUGUUCUGUGCUACGAUGGUUCUGUAUCUGCUGUGUUCACGCGAAAGGUGCCCAAAGCCCCCAACAGCCGGGAAUGCAGUGGAAGCGACGGAAGCAAUGGAGGCUCUGGGCAUCUCACUCUCACAGACACCCCGCGCUACUGUAGAUCUGACAACAACAACCACACCAUGGUAGGCCUACCGUUCGUCGCAGAGAAUGGCGAGCACACCAGGAAAGGCGUGUGGGAUGGGUCUGUCCAGCCGCACAACGGUACAUUCUCGGGUACAGAACCAGAAAGCUAUCUGGCUCCCGGUCGACAGCUGCUACAUCAUCAGCACCAGUACCAGCAGCAUCUCAACAAGCAGCACCAGCAACAGCAUCUGCAGCACCAUCCGAGGCAGCAGACGCAUCAGCAGCAGCAUCAGCAGCAGAAGCAGCAGCAACAACAGCAGCUACACCAUAAUAACAUACAACAGCAUUUUCACAAACCUCGUCGCAGCGCCCGUCGGCACCUGGCUUGUGACUUCACAUCAGAUGUGAGUGACGUCACAUCUUCAGAAGAGUAUGACAUGCUGGCUGCCAACGGUGCCCCUUCUCGUCGAAGACGGCGCCAGUACCAAAUGAACUCGGAGCGCGUUCUUGCCUCACGCCUCAGGGUAGUUCGUCUUCUCGUCAUUGUUCUUCUCACCUUUGCAAUCUGCGUAUUUCCAUAUCACGUCAAAUUCCUCAUCAUGUUCUGGCACCCACAGCCAACAUCGAAGCUUGAUAUUCUAUCUCCUCUUUCAUUUGCAAUGCUGUACAUGAACUCAGCGCUCAAUCCUAUACUUUAUUGGGUUUUCUCGGAUUCCUUCAGGACCAGCUUCAAGGACACCUGUCGGCGCACGUGCACGUCGUGUAGGAAUCUCAAGAAAGUAUAGCAUUAUCUCAAAGACAGAAUAGACAGAAUAGGGCUAUGGUAAGGAUGACUUCGUUCAAGAGCCGCCUACCAGCCCCCUUUCGCCGAAGGAGGCACGUAGUAUGUGAUCUUGAUUGUGUUGAUGAUUGUCAUUAUUUUGAGAAUAGUCCUGCCUUUCCAAUAAUUGUACAAAGUUCUUAAAGAGUGUGUCAAACUCUUAUCACUUCAAAGAUGGAAUAUUGUGUCUGUGCAUGUCGUGAGGUUAUACGUAAUAGUUUGCGCGUGAGUACAUGUUUGUUUAUGAGUAAGGGUGCUGAUGUGUGUCUCAGUGCCGAGGUGAUUUGGCAUUUUAUGAGUGUAAGUUUAUUUCCAGGACUGACAUAACACAAGGGGGAAAUUCAAAAACAAGCCAUGCGUGAAAGAAUAAAUGAAAUAAUGUGUGCUAACAAUGUAAUUACAGAUGAUUGUUAUUAUUAUUCAACACCUGCAGAAGUGACAUUGUGGUGUCUUCAGUGUGUUGAAGCGGGCGUACUCCGUAGAUAGAAUGCUCCCAUCAAAGUGUAAGUCUACAGUCGUCUUUUGGUGUAAUGGUUAUAUCCAGUGCACGCUGCCAAUCAGAUUUAUUUGAUUGAGUCGGGGCCAGCUAGAUCUUUCUUCAUGGAUGAGGCAAAAGCUACUAUUUACUCUUGAGUCCUAUACGACUAGAUUCAAUUAGAUUCGACUGUGAAUUUCAAAACCAAGCAAGUUUGUUUUUUAUGAUCAUGAGUUGAAUCAGUCGUAUAGUGCCAAAACGGUAGCUUUUGCACCUCCUUGAAGGAAAAUCUGGCUAGAUCUAGUGCAGACUGAAUCAACAUCGAUCCCAAUUAGCAGUGUGCACAUAGCAUACGGCUCAUUUACGUAAACAAAGAACAUACUGUUUUAAUUCCCAUUUGGGGAAUAUAUUUUAUCGACUAUUUCCUAUCUAUGUGCUGGAUCGGAAUGAGCGACAUUUCUCGACCAAAGAUGGCUAUUUUUGCUACAUGACCAUCUUUGUGUCGACUGGGGCAGAAAAACAUAAUAAAUGACUUAACGUUUAUUGCUAUUACUUAUUCCAGCAUGCCUACUUUGUGAGCUAAGGUUCAGAUUGCUGAAGAGGGUCAAUUUUAUGUUACAACCUUUCGACAUGACUGGUUGCCGAAUAACUUGGUCAGCUCUUUACUUGAGUUGUGGUUAAUUAUGUAAUCCUACUUGCUUUCCAUCACUGUCUCACCCUCUCGCCUUCAUUGCAAUAAUGAU